Camelina sativa (false flax) is the source of this 1235-nucleotide messenger RNA. RefSeq lists its product as uncharacterized. Gene Ontology annotation, biological process: regulation of DNA-templated transcription. Gene Ontology annotation, cellular component: histone deacetylase complex. Gene Ontology annotation, molecular function: protein binding; transcription coregulator activity. The record is from RefSeq and is a predicted model, not a curated record. NCBI's taxonomy places the organism in Eukaryota, Viridiplantae, Streptophyta, Magnoliopsida, Brassicales, Brassicaceae.
CUUCUCUCACUCUUACUCUGUCUCUUUGCUCUUUUCUUCAUCAGACCAAAUUAAAUAAAAUAAAACCCUAAUUUCCUAGCUCGAUUUCUCUCUUAUCUCAUCUCCCCAAAAGAAAAAUGCACGAACUUGUCUUUCGGAGAUCGUGAACACUCGAUUUUUUUUUUUGUCUUAUCUAUAAUAGAGAGGUAAAGAGAAAAAAAAAACACAAAUGCUGGAAGCUGCACAGAACAACAACAACAACAACAACAACUCAAGCAGCAUCCUCAAUGGAGGAGGUGGAUUCUCUCAGCUACAGAGUUGCUUCGGCGAUUGCAGUAGCGAAGAGGAACUAUCUGUCUUACCACGUCAUACCAAAGUUGUCGUCACCGGAAACAACCGUACCAAAUCUGUCCUCGUCGGUCUUCAAGGCGUUGUUAAAAAAGCCGUCGGACUCGGUGGUUGGCAUUGGCUGGUUUUGACUAAUGGGAUUGAAGUGAAGUUGCAGAGGAAUGCGCUUAGUGUUCUUGAACAUCCUACAGGGAACGAAGUAGACAAUGAUCUUGAAGUCGAGCAUAAUACACAGUGGAACAAUCCUUCUGAUAUGACAACUGAGGAGACUUUGAAGCCUCAUAAGUCGAAGCAGAGAGGACACAGAUCAUCGCGGUUAUCUCAAAAGGCAAUCUUCAGGGCCGUAUCUUGUGACUCACACUCAAAAAACUCGAGUUUAACACCUCGUGGGAACAUGAAGGUUGAUUUUACCAAAUUGGAUACGCCUGCAUUAUUGAGAUACUGGCGACAUUUUAACCUUGUGGAUGCUCUUCCUAAUCCAACAAGGGAGCAACUAAUUGACAUUGUUCAGAGACACUUCAUGUCUCAGCAAAUGGAUGAGCUUCAGGUAAUUGUGGGAUUCGUUCAGACAGCAACAGGAAUGAAGAAGGCUAGCAGGUCGAAACCAAAAGAACGCAGAAACAAUGAUCUUUAACUGCAUCAGCUAUAGGCUAACAAAGUCUGUCAAAGGCUAGCGCGGGUCACAUGUUUUAACCAUUCCGUGGCUCUUAAAAGUUUUAAGUAUAGUAGUUUUAACUCUGUCUAUUGGGUGGGUUAACACUAGUUAUCAUUGCUCUCUCCAUGUAAGUAAGUUCAUCAAGAACCAAUGACAGGAAUCAAAAGAACCCCUUAGUUGUCAUUGCUCUGCUCCAUGUAAGUAAAGUCUAUCAAGAACCAAUGACAGGAAUCAAAGGAUCUCUAAUUAAGCA